Molecule: messenger RNA, 1464 nt
Organism: Akanthomyces muscarius
Lineage: Eukaryota; Fungi; Ascomycota; Sordariomycetes; Hypocreales; Cordycipitaceae
Exons: 6
Coding region: 1-1464 (487 amino acids)
Biological process (GO): transmembrane transport
Cellular component (GO): membrane
Molecular function (GO): transmembrane transporter activity
Source: RefSeq, a predicted model, not a curated record
AUGGAAAAUGGAGGCGCAAUUUCUCCCAAGCAGCAUGUAAACGAAAUACAGGACACUGGAUUCGUGCAUAUCGACGUCACUGAGGGCGACGCCGAUAAUGUAUGCAGCAAAACCACGAAUCAUUUUGAAGUGGACUUGACCCCCGAUGAGCAGCGCAGGGUUAUUCGUCGUGUUGACCUCCGACUCGUCGUUACUGUUGGCAUCAUGUACUGCGUUAGUCUCAUGGACCGUACCAACAUGAGUGCCGCCAAUAUCGCCGGAAUGAAAACGGAACUGCAUCUUGAGGGGUUUCAGUAUAACAUUGCCAAUCUUGUGUUCUUUGUUCCGUACAUCAUCUUCCAGGCCCCUUCCAUCCUCUUGGUUCGCAGAAUUGGGCCACGUCUCCAUCUUGCUGGUAUCACGGUGCUCUGGGGAGCUACUAUGAUCGGCAUGGGUUUUGUUCAAAGCUUCAGUGCGCUUGCGGGCCUCAGGGCUAUCCUUGGCCUGUUAGAGGCAGGUUUUUUCCCGAGCUGCGUCUACUUGCUGAGUACCUGGUAUACUAGAUAUGAGAUUGGUAAACGAUACUCUCUGUUCUACCUGCUCGGAUCGGUUGCGUCGGCUUUCUCUGGCAUUCUUGCCUAUGGUCUUAUGCAACUCAACCGCCAGCGUGGCAUUACUGGCUGGCGCUGGAUCUUUCUGGUCGAAGGGGCCCUUACGUGCGCCUUAGCAUGUAUAUCCUACUGGCUCCUCGUUGAUUUCCCCGACUCUCAGCAGAGACAGACAUGGAAGUUUCUCAAACCUUCGGAGCGCCAGUGGAUCAUCAACCGCAUCCAGGAGGACCGCAAAGACGUUCAAGUGCCGCCCUUUCACAUACGUGGAUUUCUUAGCAGCAGUACCGACUGGAAAAUUUGGGUCUACGCUAUGGUAUUCUUUAACACGACAACAGUGUCAUAUGCGCUAGCCUACACACUACCUCUCAUUCUUGUCGGCAACAUAGGCUUCGACAUCGGCACUGCCCAAUGCUUAGUCGCCCCCCCCUAUGCUUUUGCCGGCAUUAUGAUGCUCGCUACUGGGUGGUUUGGGGAUAAGUUCCACCUUCGUGGACCUAUCAUUAUCUUCAAUAUGUUCCUUUGCCUCAUCGGCCUGCCUAUGAUGGCAGGCGCAAACAGCAACAUACCGGCUACAAUGGCCUUUCAGGCCAACAACAUACGCGGCCAGUGGAAGCGUGCAUUUUGCAGCGUCACUUUAGUUGGCUUUGGUGGCAUCGGUGGUAUUGCUGGAAGCCUAAUCUUUCGCGAUCAGGACAAGGCCACGGGAUACAAGCCGGGAAUCUACGCCUGCAUUGCUUGUUCGCUUCUUACGAUUAUUGUCGUUUUGUUGUGCGAUUGGGACUUUUACCGACAAAAUAAGCUGGCGGAUAAAGGCGAGCAGCCUGUUGAAGCUAGUGCCAAUGACCCUCUUGAUGGAUUUCGUUAUACAUACUAG